This is a messenger RNA of Penicillium odoratum, 4707 nucleotides long. RefSeq names its product putative Rho guanyl nucleotide exchange factor. Bases 1 to 4707 code for a protein of 1568 amino acids. Lineage: Eukaryota; Fungi; Ascomycota; Eurotiomycetes; Eurotiales; Aspergillaceae. The transcript has 2 exons. Gene Ontology annotation, molecular function: guanyl-nucleotide exchange factor activity. The record is from RefSeq and is a predicted model, not a curated record.
AUGGCGGCCAACGCAGGUGCGCCCGCAGGCACCCUGUCGGAUAUCCCGCUGGAACACCUCAGUCUUUACCAUGCCGUCGACUCCUACCUCUCCUCCGUUCUCGUCUUCUAUGGCCCAGUUGCAACCGCCAAUGCCACCGUGAGCAGUUCGCGCAUUCAGGCGCAUAUUUUCAGCCCCGCAGGCUUCCAAAGCUACAAUCGAAUAACAAUCUCACCGGCUGCACCGCUUUACGCUGCUGUGAACCAUCUACCCCGCGAAAGACAAGGCGAUGCGGUUUGUCGCGCACUUGCCGUAAGCAUGUUGAAAUACUUCACCGAGUUAUCGGAUCCUCUAAAGACUCAUUUGGCUGAGAGGUCACAAACGGCACAACAAGGCGGUCGAGCCCCAAAGUUCUUCGCCGAGAUGCACGCCGCAGACUUGGCCAGCCGUAUGACAAAGGUUGAAGAUUCGACGGAGAUUAUUCGAGAUAUUCGCAAUUCUUUCCAGGAGCGCAAGAUUCCUUGGACUGACCUUGAUGUCAUCCUCCCAACUGGUACUAUACAACUCUCCGGCAGGAGAGAAAGCGCCAGUUCAGACUCUGAAGAGUCCCAAAACCUCCAAUAUGGCCCAUAUGCGCCUCUCAUUAUGGCACUUGGGGACCCUAUGUUUCUGCCAACAUCGCGUCUCAAACGUGCGCCGUCACAAUCCACCAACGUGAGCAAGUCCAGAACAUUUACUCGUGCUCAAAAAGAAUCUGUUCGUCUCACCAUGUGUGAGCUCGUGGAUACUGAGGAGCGAUAUGUUGCCAAGUUGUAUUCGCUUGUUCAUGAGGUUGCCGACGAGUUCCGCCAAAAAGCCCAAGGCAGGGGCCCUUCCAGUACCAGUCCCGAUGAAAACGCCUUAGAAACACUAUUUCCACCAUGUUUAGAUGAAAUUUUGGAAGUCAAUCUUGGAUUCUUGGAUGUUAUUCGACAGGUCCUCGACGACACAGAGAGGGACGCACUCGAAGAUAUUGGUCAGGACACUGAGCUUCCCUCACGUCGAGGUGUAGCCCGGGAGAAUAAGGAUGUGAUUGGUGCCGUUGAGUUUGCCAAAGCAUUGCUUGAUUGGUUGCCACAAUUCUCCCAGCCAUAUGCCGAAUACAUGCGGGCGCACAACGGGUUUAAUCAGACUCUUAACUCAGUUAUGAAGGAUAAGAACUCCAGUUUUUCAAAACGAGUUUAUGAGACUGGAGAACAGAGAUUACGAUCUCUUCUGAUGGAACCUGUUCAGCGGCUUCCUCGCUAUAGUUUAUUGAUUGAUACCAUGACAGGUAGUUUGCCGCUGGUUCAUCCUGCUGUGCGUCCUUUAUUGAAAGCUCGCGACAUGGUGAAAGACAUAUGUGCACUUGAGAACUCUUCUCCAUCUGGCCAUGCACAGAGUCUUCGUCGCUUGAGGGAGCUUGUCGAUGGCUGGCCUGCAAAGAUUUUCCCGGACGGCCGCUUGAUCACAGCAGUCGAUGUAGAUGAAAUUACCGCUCCAUAUCAACUGGACGGAAAAGCACCAGGCCCUGGGGCUGGAAUAUUGCUUCUCUACCGUAACUGCCUCGUGAUACUCGCAAAGUCAGCAGACGGCCGAAGCACGGCACGCGGAGUGCUGGCAGACAUAGAUAAUGCUACGACCUCGACCACAGACACGUCUAUGAACCUGCCAUCCUCCGAACUCAAAGUCGCGCAAGUGCUAGAGCUUCACACCGUGCGAUGCAUGCAGUCGGCAUGUGGUCGGAUACUGUUCAUCGUGCCAGCCUCAUACCAGUCAGCUUCAUACACUCUCGACAGUGGCGCAGAUCUCAUUGCCUUGGAGCUGACUUCCAUGUAUGAAGGAAAGGCCAGUCGAUUGAUCGAAGAAAUAUUCAAAGCAAAGAUUGAAGGCCGUUUUUCAGAAAAAGAGCGCGAAAGUGGAAAGUGGACUUUGCGCAGCCCCGCUGCCGCUCUGGGAAACACCAAUAUCCUUGCCUGUGUGUGCGAGGAUGGCGAAGCUGUGGCUCUUGAUCAAGCUCACUCAUCUCCAAUUCGCGUAGUAUUUGACAAACCAAAAGGAAACUCCGCCCAAAUUCUGAGAAACACUCACUUGGAGGUUGUCAUAUCCAUCUCUCUACCCAACGGUGAUCAAUUCAGAAUGGAUGUGGAUUCUAUACUUGGUGCCCCGUCAACAGAUCUGGUAUCGGCAGAUACGUUCGUUCCAACACUUUCAAGGCGCAUACAAAGUCUUCUCUCACCCCUGCACAACCCACAGAACCCUAGGGUUAUGAUACCAUUGGUUCGGUCCAAUUUUGAAAUCCUUCGAUACAUUGCAAGCAGUUUGAUAACCCAAGUCAAAUCCUCUCGUGGAUUCCGACCACCUUCACCAACCAAGUUGAUAUCGAACCUGCUGGGAGGUAGCCGCGAAAAUGUCCCCACCAUCAAGCAGCCAAAUUCAGCCACGUUGUUGGGUGAAUUUCCUAAGAUGCCUCCCCCGAGAGCCAAUCUCUCCAGAUCAAAUACUCUACCCUCCACAUUCCCCACCAAGGAGAAAGACAAAGAAAAGGAGAAGGAGAAGGAGAAGGAGAAGGGAGAAAGCCCUAACAAGAUAUCGGUUGUUGGAACACCUGCUGCACGGGGCCCUGAUGGUCAACUUGGCUCUCUGGAACAAACAUUUGCGGCCUACGUACUCUCUGUACAGUCUCGAAGUGGAAAUAUUCUGGGGCGAAUGCUUCGUGCCAGAGAGACUGUGGACCGUUCUGCAGUCAAUGAGCUUUACAAUAUCCUUCUGGAGGAUCCCUGUAAACUUCAGGCCGCUGCAGAGGUGCCUGUUGACACCUUAUUUGUCGCCUUUGAAACUUUCAUGAAAAAUGCGUGGAAGAGGAGUAUGGGUCCUGUGCUGGAUAAACCAGCUUUGCGACAACUUCAAAGCCAAUUUGACACCAUGUUCCCUCGCGACUUCGACGAGCAAUUCCGGAGGUUCUUGGCGGAUACUAGCCCACAGAAUCGGCGGGCAUUGGCUGCGAUAAUUCGGCUUCUUGCCGAUUUGUUAGACGCAUCUGGAAAUGACGGAGAUCGUGGAGCGUUGACAAUGGCCUUUGCUGAGGUUCUUACCGAAGAUGGUGACCCUGUACAUCACGUAUCACUUUUGGACCGACUUGUUGAGGACUUCGAUAAUCUCUUUGAAGAGUUCAUUCCUGCCGGAGCCUCAGUUGUAGGAACCCUGACCUGUGACCAGACCCAGACCAAGACGUCACAGGCCAGCACUGGGUCUGUAGGUUCGAAUAAUUCUUCAUUCCGAAAGCGCUUCGGAUUCAGUCUUCAUAAGGACAAUCAGAAAAUUGAGGGCGAAGGCAAGGUUGCUUCAAUCCUACGAACGUUGAGCAAGAGACAGAAUACAACCGAUUCAGAAUCAAGUACCCCCAAGGGAACUUUGUUACGAUCCAAAUCUACUGAUGUGGAUGCUCGUCUGGGCUUCCUUCGGCCUACAUCACGCGAUCGCCCCUUCGGAUUCUCAUCCGAGGAGCAGAUUUCGAGACCAGGCACUGGCCAUGGUCAACCUCCGUCUUUGUCCUCCAUCCGAGGAAUCUCUCAUGAUGGUGUGGUGAAGCUUCGCCGAAAAAGGAGGAGCUCUCUGUCAGACCUACGGCCCCAGACCGCAUCUUCAGAAGCGUCCAAUGCAUCCCAUGUGUCCCUUGUUUCCAAUAUCUCCAAUAUUUCCAAUGUCUCACCAACCCAUCAGCUACGCCCAGUUACUCCGAAUACUCGCUCUCGGCCUGAGCCAACCACACCGACCAGCCAACCGCCAAGGCCGCAUAGUAGUUAUUUGCCACGAUCACCUACAAGAGGUGCAUCGCCGGCGAAGGCAGACUCUCCCGUUCGCUUAGGAUCACCCAUUCGAAGAAUGUCGCCGACACGUCCUUCCACUCCUAGUAGGAAAGAGAAUAUUGAUCCCCAGAUGCCUCAAACAGAGCGGGCUGCCAAGACCUCCCGUGCCAUUCCAGACUCUCCAACCCAGGAAACGAGAAGACGAUCCCGCGCGACGAGCAUUCCUCAGCGGACACCCGGACUCCGAGAGAGACCCGCGACCAACGCGGAAAACAAGCGUCCGCAGUCUUCGUCCUCAUCGCAAAGAACCCCAAAAUUGCGGAUGCAAAGUCCACAGAAGCUCCGUGAACGUGUGAAGACCGAAAAGAAGACCCAGGCCACUGCUCAGAUCGGAAUUCGAGACGAGCUGGCAAUUCUUGGUGAUGAGCUCCAUGCUUUAAGACUUAUACCGUCGAAGCAUUCUAGCAUGGAGCCAAAUGGGGGUCCUGUGGACUCCCAGCGAUCUUCAGAGAGAAGCGCAGCUCUAGAGAGUCGUUUCCGCAUGCUUGAAGACCGACUUGACCAGUUCACAGGUGAGUACAAUGGACGCACCGCUCUAUUGGAGAGAGAUGUGGAGUCGUCCCUGGUGGUCAGCGAAAAACGAGUGAAGAAGCUGGACGAAUUGUAUCGCGAAGCUAGUGCUGAGAACGAGGCCCUCUACUAUCGGUUCAACUCGGAGCUCAGCAAACUCUCAAAGGAUGUCCGAGCUGGUAGUGCGGAAGAAUCCUUGCAAUCCCAGCUUAAUAAUGCCUUAGAGGAGAUCAGUCGCCUAAAGAAAGAAAAUUUCCGACUCAAAAGAGAGGUCGGAGGUCUUCGCGCACAGCAGGCUGCCGUUGCUCUGUCGAGGGCAAGCGAUCAAUGA